CAAACAGGCAUGGCGUCCUUCACUCAGAGGCGCAAGUGACACACAUUCAUUAAUUUGACCUUUCGUGUCUAUUUCAUGCUGUUUUUUAUAAAAAAUCUUCUCAAUGGCGACCAGGACCGUUUGUCAGCUUCUCCAGCGCCGCUUUGCAUCUGCAGCAGCAGCUGUGCGUCCAUCAACCGCUGAGAUCCGAAGCCAUCGCAAUGCUGUCUUCUCCAGAGAGCAGGCCAGGCAGAGAGCUCUGUACCCUCGCAUCGAGAAGAUCGAGGUGUCCAUGCAGGGCCCGGGACUGGACGGUACACUGCUCAUCAUGAACAGAGGAAUGUCCACUCCUCUGAGCUGUGCCAGACACCUGACGGAGCAUCACGUGACAAACUCAGCUCUGGCCCUGGUGGACGGGGAGCCGUGGUCUCUCCACCAGCCGCUCACCAACUCCUGCUCGCUCACUCUGCUCACGUUUAAAGACAGCGAUCCAACACUGGUCAACCAGGCUUUCUGGCGUUCCUGUGCUGCCUUGCUCGGCCAGGUGCUGGAGACGGCGUUCAAAGACGAUUUUACUGUGGAGCUGCUUAGCACACCAGAAGUGCCAGUACUCUCAGGAGCUUUCUGCUGCGACGCUGCGCUCGACCCUCAGCUGGACUCAUGGACUCCCACAGAGGAGUCGUUGCGGUCUCUGACCCGAGGGGCCCAGAAGCUGAUCCACCAGGACCUGGCGUGGGAGCCUCUGGAGGUGGUGCCCUCUGUGGCGCUGGAGGUCUUUUCACACAGCAGGUGUAAACAGGAAGAAGUAGAACAGAAGGCAGCACAGAAUCCCAAAGGCAAAGUGAUGCUUCACAGAUGUGGGGAUCAUGUGCUGCUGAGUGCGGGGCCCCUGGUGGCCAGGACCGGCCUCUGCUCCCAGUACGAGGUGACGGCCCUCCACAGCCUGGGCGAGGGACACUCAGGCCUCCACCGACGGGCACAGGGUCUCUCCCUGCCUCUGCAGCUGCAGGCUCACCACACAGUCUGGAGGAAACUGAGGCAGCGGGCAGAGAAACUGGUUGAGUUGCCGAGACCUGAAGAAGCGACUCCACCCUCUCUUCCAGAAUCAACUCCACCCGACCAGCCAGUAACAACCUAUGUGUAACCCUUCACAUACACAUACACACUUUCACAUGUAUCUAACUGUAUUAUUGGUUCAAUAAAUGUGUAAAAAUAUGUGACAGA
This is a messenger RNA of Plectropomus leopardus (leopard coralgrouper), 1203 nucleotides long. RefSeq names its product mitochondrial ribosomal protein L39 (gene mrpl39). Gene Ontology annotation, cellular component: mitochondrion. NCBI's taxonomy places the organism in Eukaryota, Metazoa, Chordata, Actinopteri, Perciformes, Serranidae. The record is from RefSeq and is a predicted model, not a curated record. Gene Ontology annotation, molecular function: RNA binding; nucleotide binding.